CCUUUUCUCCUCAGGGGACUAGAAACCAAUAACUAAUCAAGUACUAAAUAUUUCUCCACUCCAGAAACCAUACGCCAGCUGAGCGCUAGCUGUUACCAGCAGCAGGAGCUAGAAGAUGGGGUACUGGGUUGCUAGUGAGACGCUGCCGUACUUCAUUCUCCUCUUCUUGAUGCCUGUGAUGGUGUUGUUCGUCGUGUCCAGCCGGAGGCGGCGAAAGAUCCCGCUUCCGCCAGGCCCCAGGCCGCUGCCCAUCAUCGGCAACAUGAACAUGAUGGACCAGCUCACCCACCGGGGCCUCGCCAGCCUGGCCGACAGGUACGGGGGCCUCCUCCACCUCCGCCUCGGCUUCCUCAACGCCUUCGCCGUUUACCCGGACAUGGCCCGCCAAGUCCUCCAGGUGCAGGACAACCUCUUCUCCAACCGCCCAACCAUCGCCAUCACCUACCUUACCUACGACCGCCGCGACAUGGCCUUCGCCCACUACGGCCCCUUCUGGCGCCAAAUGCGCAAGCUCUGCCGUCAUCAAGCUCUCGCGCGCCGCAGCCAGUCCUGGGCCUCCGUCCGUGACGAGGUCGACUCCAUCGCCUCCGCUGUCGCCUCCUCUGGCUCGCCCGUCAACAUCGGCGAGCUGGUGUUCAACCUCACCAAGAACAUCACCCUCCGUGCUGCCUUCGGCACCCAGUCCAACGAGAACCAGGACGAGUUCAUCGGGAUCCUGCAGGAGUUCUCCAAGCUCUUCGGAGCCUUCAACAUCGGGGACUUCAUCCCGUUUCUAGGGUGGAUGGAUCUUCAGGGGAUCAACAAGAGGCUCAGAGUUGCAAGGAAGUCCCUCGACGGCUUCAUCGACAAAAUCAUCGAUGACCACAUGGCCAACCCUAAGGAGGUUGAUGCCGUGGAUGCUGACAUGGUGGAUGACAUGCUUGCUUUCCUCGGCGACGGAAAGAGGAUCGGAGAUCAGUCGUCGGAUGAGCUCAAACUCACCAGAAAUAACAUCAAGGCCAUCAUCAUGGAUGUGAUGUUCGGGGGAACGGAGACGGUAGCAUCGGCAAUAGAGUGGGCCAUGGCGGAGCUAAUGAGGAGUCCAGAAGACAUGAAACGGGUCCAGCAAGAGCUAGCCCAAGUUGUCGGCCUCGACCGCAAGGUACGCGAGUCGGACAUGGACAAGCUCCCCUACCUCAAGUGCUGCAUCAAGGAGACCCUCCGCCUCCACCCUCCCAUCCCUCUCCUCCUCCACGAGACCGCCGAGGACUGCGAGGUUGCGGGAUACUCCAUCCCCAAGAAGUCGAGGGUGAUGAUCAACGCUUUCGCUAUCGGCCGUGACAAGUCUGCAUGGAAAGACGCCGACACUUUCCGACCCUCUAGGUUUGCGCCGGGUGGGGAUGCCGUGAAUGUCGACUUCAAGGGGAAUUUCUUCGAGCUGAUCCCAUUCGGCUCUGGACGAAGGUCCUGCCCUGGGAUGCAGCUGGGGCUCUACGCCCUGGACCUCACGGUGGCUCAGCUUGCGCACUGCUUCAACUGGGAGCUGCCCGACGGAAUGAAGCCAAGCGAGCUCGACAUGGGCGAUGUCUUCGGGUUGACAGCGCCUAGAGCCAUCAGGCUCGUCGCUGUGCCUACACCGCGCCUAAAUUGUCAGAUCUGAUCCAUCAUAUUACGUACUUAGAGUUCGUCAAAACUCAGACGAUCGAGAAGAAGGUUGGUUGGUUGGUUGUUGAUGAAAGUGAAACGUACGUACAUAUGUGCGGCCAGUGAACGGCGCCCGUCAAAUUUGAAUACUGUUUGUCUCUACUUUUCACACAAUAAGUGGUUUGGGUUUCUGAUACAUAGGAUUCAAUUGUUUGUCAAUUAAUGUAAUACUUGUGCGAGUUACCAUUUUUCAUAUUGUUAUCGUAUGUCCACAUAACUUGUUGGUUUCA
Molecule: messenger RNA, 1913 nt
Organism: Asparagus officinalis (garden asparagus)
Lineage: Eukaryota; Viridiplantae; Streptophyta; Magnoliopsida; Asparagales; Asparagaceae
Product: cytochrome P450 84A1-like
Biological process (GO): lignin biosynthetic process
Molecular function (GO): heme binding; oxidoreductase activity, acting on paired donors, with incorporation or reduction of molecular oxygen; monooxygenase activity
Source: RefSeq, a predicted model, not a curated record